CGCCUCCAAUCUCCAUAUCUAGACGUGCAUUAUUUUCUCUCUCCUCCGUUAAAUCCUCCUCAUAUCUCUCUUAAAUCCUCAUCCCCUUUCUUUGCCUUUCGACUCUCUCCUAUAAAUGGCAUCUCUUCUCUCUGUACAACAUCUCAUCUUUUAGCUUCUCAACUUCUCAUGGAGCCUUCCAAAAGAUUGGCUGCUUCUCUCCUUUGUUGGGUCGUUAUAUUUGCAUCGUCAGCCCAAACUGGUGCACAUUCUUCUACACAAUGCCACUUUCCGGCCAUCUUCAACUUCGGAGACUCGAACUCAGACACCGGCGGUCUGUCGGCUGCAUUCGGGCAGGCCCCUCCUCCCAAUGGAGAGUCUUUCUUUCACCACCCUGCCGGUAGAUAUUCUGAUGGCCGUCUCGUCAUCGACUUCGCCGCCCAAAGCUUUGGCUUGCCAUACUUGAGUGCCUAUCUAGACUCAGUGGGCACAAACUUCAGCCAUGGAGCCAACUUUGCAACAGCUGGGUCUACAAUCAGGCCUCAAAACACGACCUUAACUCAAACUGGAUACAGCCCCAUUUCCUUGGAUGUACAAUUAUUUCAAUUCGAACAAUUCAAGUCUAGAUCGGGCUAUUUUCGCCAGCAAGGUGGGGUCUUUGAAGAGUUGUUGCCAAAGCAAAGUUACUUCUCGGAAGCAUUAUAUACAUUUGAUAUCGGCCAAAAUGAUCUUACUGCUGGACUUUUUCAAAACUUGACUGUUGAGCAAGUCAAGGCCAGUGUUCCUGAUAUUCUUGAAAAGUUCUCCACUGCCAUCAAGAAUGUUUAUUGGCAAGGUGGAAGAUAUUUUUGGAUUCAUAACACUGGUCCUGUUGGCUGCUUGGCAUAUGUAAUAGAUAGGCUGCCUAUACUAGUACCUCAGGUGGACAUGGCUGGUUGUGCGACCCCUUUCAACCAUCUGGCCCAAUACUUCAACCAAUUGUUGAAAGAAACUGUUAUUCAACUCCGCAGCGACCUCCCAGAUGCCACAUUUACUUAUGUCGAUGUUUACUCAGUCAAGUAUCAACUCAUUAGCGGAGCCCGUAAAUAUGGUUUUGGGAAUCCUUUGAGGGCAUGUUGUGGGCAUGGUGGCAAGUACAACUACAACAGGUAUUUUGGGUGUGGAAGUGCGAUAUAUAAGGACGGACAGAAAGUGGUGAUAGGCAAGUCAUGCAACAACCCUUCCAAAGCCAUAAUCUGGGAUGGUGUUCAUUACACACAGGCUGCGAAUCAAUGGGUUUUCAACAAAAUUGUUGAUGGCACAUUCUCUGAUCCUCCAACUCCAUUGUCACAGGCUUGUCAUGGACACAAGCAAUAAGAAUUUGCCUCUUUUCUCUUGGUUUUCUUCCUUAAACUUUUUUUUUUUUGGUGAACUUGAACAUUUAAUUUUACUGGUUUUCUUCCUUUAAUUUUAUUGAACAUUUAAUUUUAUCUUAGGAAUUUUGGGAGUGGGUAAUCACCCCACUCUUUUGUUU
Messenger RNA from Amborella trichopoda, 1492 nucleotides. RefSeq names its product GDSL esterase/lipase At3g26430. Lineage: Eukaryota; Viridiplantae; Streptophyta; Magnoliopsida; Amborellales; Amborellaceae. Gene Ontology annotation, molecular function: hydrolase activity, acting on ester bonds. The record is from RefSeq and is a predicted model, not a curated record.